GGGUCCCGGGCCGGGCCGGGCCGCGCCGCCCCCGGGCGGGGCCGGGAUCGGGUUUCACAUCCUGCCCCGCUCGCUGGCACAGCGGCCAUGGCGGAGAGCUCGGACUGGGUGGAGAUCAUCGAGCCCCGCUCCCAGGAGCGGAUGUACGUCAACCUGACCACGGGGGAGUGCGGCUGGGAGCCCCCCCCCAACCUGAAGGUGCGCCAGUCGGACCAGAAGCAGUGGUGGGAGCUCUUCGACCAGAACAACAACCGCUUCUACUACUACAAUGCCAUCACGCGGCAGACCGUGUGGCACCGGCCCCAGGGCUGCGACAUCGUGCCCUUGGCGCAGCUCCAGGCCAUGAAGCGCAGCUCCCAGCCCGACUCCCGACGGCAGCACCGCGGCAGCACCGGCAGCGACGGCCGCGGCACCCCCGUGCACAUGGCCCUCCUGCAGGACACGGAGAAGGGCAAGUGGGACUGUGCGGGGGAGAAGAGGAAAGACCCUUCUGGCAGGGAGACUCCUACCCAGUGGCAGCCUCUGCCAGGCACGAAAGCAGCCAUGUUGGUGAAGGUGAACAGUUUGAGGCAGAUACAGAGCUUUUCAAACAGUUCACUUCAGCUGCAGAGCACUCCAGAACCCAGCAGCCCAAAAUCUCUUCCAAAACCAGCUAUAUAUGCCCAGCCUCAGUCCACGUCCCAGAGCCCUGGAGCGGCAAAGCAGACAGGAGACACAAAGCAGUCUAUGCAGAUCAAAAAGACGGAGAAUGGGGGGUUUUGCCUGGUGCUGAUGAAUGGCCCAACUUCUCAAACACCUCCCAGGAGCCGGACAGGAACCCCCCAGCCUGCAUCCCCCAAAUAUGCCUCCCCUGCCCCCAUAUACGAUGAGCCAUCUCUAGAGUCGCCAAUUUAUGAUGAGCCCCCAGUGGACAUGGACACAGAGAGCGUUGCUGUGAGUGGCACGUCUCCACCCAGGUCACCAAGCAAUAGCUUAAAAAAGCAGCUGCAGCCAACCAAGUUAUUGCAGCAUCCCAGUAUGCAACAGCAACAAGCUACAAAGAAGCACGCAAGAAAUCCCUCUUCCACCGAAUACAGCCCGGCUGGCAGGGAAUACAUAAAACAUAUGGUCAAUGUUGACCAAUCUGCCAAACUCUCCCACUCUGCUGCUGCAACAGCCGAUGCCUCCACUAAACUGCCUGGUCAGCUUGCUUCAAAGGACAGCUUCAAGCAGUCUUGGAGGAUCCUGGAAGCCAACGUCCUCAAGAACAUGGAGCUCCACCACAGUCGUCAGAACAGCCUGCAGACUCAGGAGUACCCAACCGGCAUAAGCCACCAGGAUUCUGGUUAUUCCACUGGCCCUUCUCCAAGCUUGAGGAAAAGGAAAGGAAGGAGGCAAGGAACAGGUCAGGUAAGACCCGGCUCGGUGGGCAGCAGCAGCGAGCUGACAGCCCUGAACGAUAAAGUGAUCGCCGAGAUGCGCGCGGUGGUGGGCAGGUCAGCAGCCUGCAGGGGAAGCAAAGCCAGCCUGGACGCCGAGAGCCUGGAGAGCGGCGUCCCAGCAGAGAGCAGCAAGGUCAGGUUUCAGUCGGACCACUUGAAAAAAUGCGUCAGCCGGAGCUCCAGGGACGACGUCUCAGCCAGCAACAGGUCUCUGUACAGGCAGGGCCUGGAGAUGAGGGAAGGCUUUCCCGGCGACGCCGCCGCCGCCGCUCCGCAGGACGCGGCGAGGCAGAAGAGGACUUUUGAGAAAAUAGAUUCCUUGGAGAAGAACGCGACCGGCCAGACGAGCUCGGCCUCGUCGGAUGCCGCCCGCCACUCCUCGCAGCCUGGCACCAUCGAGCUGGAGCCCAAGCAGGAGGGCAGCGGGCAGCGCGGCGGCUGCGUGGGAUGCCAUUUCCCCUACAACACGCUCCGGAAGCCCAUCUCCCAGAGCAGCAUGGCAGACUGGGCCUCCAAAAACCUCAACAUGCACACGCAGGGCAUCUUCCGCCGCAGGAUCUCCAUCUCCAACAUGCUGUCCUGGAACGGCGGCUCCAUCAAAAAGCCCAUGCUCAUCACCAGCAACCGCGCCAUCAAGAAGGAGGCGUGCGAGAUGUUCAAGCUGGUGCAGAGCUACAUGGGGGACCGCCAGAGCCGCCUGGACCGCAACCACGUGGCGCUGGUGACGGUCACCAAGUGCUGGAGCGUGCAGGGGCUGCGGGAUGAGCUCUACAUACAACUGAUCCGGCAGACGACGGACAACAUGUGCUACCGGAGCCUGGCCUGGGGCUGGGAACUGAUGGCCAUCAGCCUGGCCUUUUUCUCCCCAUCACCCAAGUUUCAGUCUUACCUGGAAGGUUACAUUUACCGCCACCUUGACAGCGACGAAAAGAUUGCCCAGCACAUCAAGGAGCUUGUGGAUCUGAAAAACAAGAAGAACUCGAAAUCCAGGAAAAAGAGGAAACAAAACACUGAGGAUGAAGGUCUGCCCAUUAGCACCUACGCCAAGUACUGCUACCGCAAACUCCAGAAAGUGGCCGUCACUGGAGGCAAAAAGGGCCUCCGCAAGCCCACGGUGGAGGAGAUCACGCACGCCAGGAACGCCAUCCUCACGCCGUCGCUCUUCGGCAGCUCCCUGCAGGAGAUCAUGCUGCGCCAGCAGGACAUGUUCCCAGGCAACAAACUGCCCUGGGUGCAGACACAGCUGUCACAGCAGGUCCUGGCCCUGGGAGGGGAACAGACAGAGGGGAUUUUCAGGAUACCUGGUGACAUAGAUGAAGUCAAUGCACUGAAACUGCAGGUGGAUCAGUGGAGGAUCCCGAGCAAUCUGAGUGACCCCAACAUCCCAGCCUCUCUCCUCAAGCUCUGGUAUCGGGAGCUGGAGGAGCCAGUGAUUCCCCAGCAGUUCUACAAAGAGUGUAUCAGCAACUACGAGAACCCCGACGCCGCUGUGGCCGUGGUGCAGCUUUUGCCAGAGCUCAACAGGCUGGUGCUGUGUUACCUCAUCCACUUCCUGCAGAUCUUUGCUCAGCCAUCAAACGUGGGCAGAACAAAAAUGGAUGUGAAUAACCUGGCCAUGGUGAUGGCCCCCAACUGCCUGCGCUGCCAGUCCGACGACCCGCGCGUCAUCUUCGAGAACACGCGCAAGGAAAUGUCCUUCCUGCGCAUGCUCAUCGUGCACCUGGACACGAGCUUCGUCCACGGGCUGGUCUGAGCCCGGCCCCGGCUCCACA
Molecule: messenger RNA, 3193 nt
Organism: Empidonax traillii (willow flycatcher)
Lineage: Eukaryota; Metazoa; Chordata; Aves; Passeriformes; Tyrannidae
Product: rho GTPase-activating protein 39-like
Exons: 10
Coding region: 88-3174 (1028 amino acids)
Biological process (GO): signal transduction
Cellular component (GO): cytoplasm; cytoskeleton
Molecular function (GO): GTPase activator activity; protein binding
Source: RefSeq, a predicted model, not a curated record